GAAGAAGAAGAUUAGCCAAUGAUGUUUAAACAGGAAGGUUACAGACGGUCAUACGGAAGUAGCAUUCGUGGUUGACCUACUGCUGCAGCAAUGUGCUAACGGUAAAGAAUCAGAAACCACAGAGGGGGGACCAGCGGAGAUGUGUUUCACAUUCUGAAUACUCAAACCUGAACUAGUGAGGCUCCUGGGAGCCACAGUCAUGUGGCCUGUAGUUUGGACAGCUUUGCGAACCUAUGCUCCUUAUGUCACCUUCCCUGUUGCUUUUGUGGUUGGAGCAGUGGGCUAUCACCUGGAAUGGUUUAUAAGGGGGACCCCCAAACCUCGAGAGGAGGAGAAGGGCAUCCUGGAGCUGAGGGAGGAGAGAAAACUGCAGGAACAAGCUGGUAUGGACAGCACACAGGUGCUUAGUCUGAAAGAGAGACUGGAGUUUACACCUAAAGCAGCUCUGAACAGGAACCGGCCCGAGAAGAGCUAACCACUGCUGGUCUGACAGACUUAUGUUUGCCCUGUCUCAGUGGAAGAAUUGUGCACUGGAUGCAAAGGUGGUAAACCACAUGGCAAAAACACCCAAUUCCAUGAAACCACAUGAGUCAUACAUCUUCCUUUCUCCAAAUCAUCAGUACUUAGUCCUUUAUUGAGGCAAAUAAAGCUUAUAUGUGCUGUAUGUCAGGAAAAACAUGGGUGUAAUCAGUAACACUCAUAAUGACUGCAUUCCAUUUACUGUAUGUGAGCCAUUUCCAGGAACAUGGUGUUGUGCAGGGUGGCACAGCAGUGUGGUGGUUAGCGAUGUCAUAGCAAGAAUGCUCUUGGUUCAAGCCUGGGCCAACCCAGUGCCUUUCUGUGCAUGUUCUUCCUGUGCCUGUGUUGGUUCUCUUUGGGUACUCUGACUUCCUCCCACAGU
Monopterus albus (swamp eel) is the source of this 901-nucleotide messenger RNA. It is a transcript of the gene smim12, whose product is annotated as small integral membrane protein 12. Bases 200 to 475 code for a protein of 91 amino acids. Lineage: Eukaryota; Metazoa; Chordata; Actinopteri; Synbranchiformes; Synbranchidae. The transcript is spliced from 3 exons. The record is from RefSeq and is a predicted model, not a curated record.